Messenger RNA from Solanum lycopersicum (tomato), 990 nucleotides. Its product is annotated as transcription factor MYB48-like. Lineage: Eukaryota; Viridiplantae; Streptophyta; Magnoliopsida; Solanales; Solanaceae. Gene Ontology annotation, cellular component: nucleus. Gene Ontology annotation, biological process: regulation of DNA-templated transcription. Gene Ontology annotation, molecular function: DNA-binding transcription factor activity; sequence-specific DNA binding. The record is from RefSeq and is a predicted model, not a curated record.
UGUACAUAAACACUAUGUACCAACAAAGUAAGUGACUCAAAGAAAAAGGCUAAGCUAGAUAUAGCUAAGGAGACAACUCAAAAGAGAAAAAGAGCAAGAAGAUGGCACAAGAAGCUAUGAGAAAAGGACCAUGGAUGGAACAAGAAGACCUUCAACUUGCAUUUUAUGUGAACUUGUUAGGCGAUCGACGAUGGGAUUUCUUAGCCAAAGUUUCAGGUUUAAGAAGAACCGGAAAAAGUUGUAGAUUACGAUGGGUGAAUUACUUACAUCCUGGUCUCAAACGUGGAAAGAUGACUCCACAAGAAGAACGUCUUAUUCUUGAACUCCACUCCAAAUGGGGAAAUAGAUGGUCAAGAAUUGCGAGGGAAGUAUCCGGGAGAACUGACAAUGAAAUCAAGAAUUACUGGAGAACUCAUAUGAGGAAGAAGGCUCAAGAUGAGAGGAAGUUAAAAAAAGCAUCAUCUAUUAUUUCUCCAUCUUCAUCCUUCUCUAAUACUUCAUCUUUCUCAUCUAAUAGUCCUGAUGUGGAUUUCACACCCAUUAUGAAAAACAAUGAAAGAAACUUCUACGAUACAGGUGGACUACAAAAGAAAGUUGUUGAUCAUGAUAAAGGAAAAAACAUGAAGGUAUACUCUAUGGAUGAUAUAUGGAAAGACAUUGAAUUGUCAGAAGAAAAUGAAACAAAGAGUACUAAACAAAUUAUGUCAUCACCUAUAUGGGAUUAUUGUCCAAACACUCUAUGGAUGGCUGAUGAUCAAGAAGAAAAUAAGAUGUUUCCUAUGUUUUAUUGCUUGGAUAACCAGGAUAUAUAACACAAUUUUGGCUAACAAAGGGUUAUUUGUUUGAAGGCUAUUUGUUUUUUUUUUGAAGAUAGUUGGUGUAGGUAUUGAAAGAUGAGUUUGUAGCUCUAACAUGUUAAUAAAGAAAAAUAAGAUGGGUAAACAAGUUGCAAUAUGACUAUCAUUUGUGUAAUGCAAAUUGCAAAUAAAA